This is a messenger RNA of Rana temporaria (common frog), 820 nucleotides long. RefSeq names its product RNA polymerase III subunit G (gene POLR3G). Gene Ontology annotation, cellular component: RNA polymerase III complex. Bases 121 to 762 code for a protein of 213 amino acids. Gene Ontology annotation, biological process: transcription by RNA polymerase III. The transcript has 8 exons. The record is from RefSeq and is a predicted model, not a curated record. Lineage: Eukaryota; Metazoa; Chordata; Amphibia; Anura; Ranidae.
CAGAUGGGCUCACCUGUUGGUAAUGAAAGCCUGUGAUUCUCUGCAAGGCUCAGUAUUUGGUAGAAAAGACACAGAACACCUUGGAGACUUUUUCUCUGAACGCCCACCCAGUGUGGUGAAAUGGCAGGUAAAGCAAGAGGAAGAGGGGCUUCCUACACAUUUGACCUACAAGCCAUUGGUUUCUCGAGAGGUGAUGCUCUUCCUGAGACUCAAGCACAGCCUUUGCCCCUAUUCCCCAGUAUAGAUUACAAAGCUGCUCCUCUAAUAGAAGGAGAAGAUCAGGAUUAUUUAUUAGCAUUAAAACAAGAACUAAGAGGAAACCUGAAAAAAAUGCCGUAUUACAUAAGACAAGGAGUCGUGAAACAAAGCAUUGAAAGGUAUAUCACAAAGUAUGAAAUGGAAGCAGAAAAAAAACUUGAUGCAGAGUGGGUGCCAGAUUGGCGAAUACUGCCGAAAGAGAUGAAAGCGGUCAAGAAGAAGCCUAAAAAAUGUGUGAAAAAAGUGAAAGAAAAAAAAGCCAUUGCUAAUGUAGAUGUCCUAAAGAAAAUUGAGGAACUGGAGAAAAAAGGCGAUGAAGAAAAAUCGGAUGAAGAAAAUGUAAAGAAAAAGGGUAGUGGUGAUGAAGAAGAAGAGGAGGAAGUUGAGGCAGAGAUUGAAGAUGAGGAGGAUUGUGAAGAAGCAAAUGACUACAUUGCCUCCUACUUUGAAGAUGGAGAUGACUUUGGGAACAGUGAUGACAAUAUGGAUGAAGCCACCUACUAGACCUGUAUUAUAAACUGAUGCAACACAAGUCAGAAAUAUAAGUAAUAUUACUCAAAAA